This is a messenger RNA of Guillardia theta CCMP2712, 770 nucleotides long. RefSeq lists its product as hypothetical. The transcript has 10 exons. Gene Ontology annotation, molecular function: Hsp90 protein binding; starch binding. NCBI's taxonomy places the organism in Eukaryota, Cryptophyceae, Pyrenomonadales, Geminigeraceae. The record is from RefSeq and is a predicted model, not a curated record. The annotation marks the transcript as partial.
AGGAGAGGAUCGAAGAGGAAGAUAACGAGGGAUACCCAGAGGAGGAUUCUCAGCACGGACUGCUGAACUCAAUCGUCUAAUCGAUGUAUGCUGCUCUCCCGACGCGCUACUUCUGUUGUUAUGUUGUCGCCAUCGUCCUUGUACUCAAAGGACGACAAGUCGAUGGCAUGUCUGCGACUUCCGGAGGACAUCUCAACACCUACAUACCGAAGGCUUCAGUCGAAAUGUUGCUAGAUGAAGCAGAGGCCGCGAUGAGUCGUGGGGAGGUAGAGAAGGCAUUGCAAACAUACAACAGAGCGAUCGCAGAGGACCCUUCCUGCGAGAAGCUUUAUGCGUCCAGAGCAAGUGCGCUGUUGAAGAUGAAUCGUCUGCAGGAGGCGUUGGAUGAUGCGUUCACUGCCAAGAGACUGUCAGGCGAUCGCAACAAGAACAUAAUGCAGGAACUGCGGGAGGACGCGAUCGAGCAGGAGGAAGAAGACGUUCUGAUCAAGUUUCGAAUCAAGACGACUCACCCCUUACGUGUCGGAGAAUGUGUCUACAUCGCUGGAAAUCACGCAAAGCUUGGAGGUUGGGAUCCAGAGAAAGGACUCAAGCUGCAGGAAGUAGCGGAAGGAGAUGAAAACUCGGCGACUUCAGAGCGCUUGUGGGAGGGGUGUCAGAUGGUUGAUUGCAAGGAUGCGGAAUUUCUGCUGUACAAGUACGUCACUGGGUACCCAAAGAAGGGAAAGUGGAGGUGGGAAGACAAAGUGAAGCUGAGAUCGUUCUCUUCA